UCUAGUCUGCUGUCAUUUUCGAUUUAUUAGCAAAAUAAUUUUUUCAAUAUGUAUUUGCUAUUUCUAUAAAACUCUACUAAUAAAUUGGACUCAAGUGAUUCAUUCUAAAUUUAUUUGUUUUAUAUUAAAAUACAAAGGUUUGGUUAACCGAAACAUCAUGGAAUUCGUGGACAUGAUUCUCACUCCAAAACUGGACAAUGUAAUAAUGCAUGGCCCGUUCCACGAGCCUGUAGAUGGUACACUCUGUAUUACUGGUCAUCAUUUGAUUCUGUCCUCUCGAAAGGAAGGCGUUGAAGAACUGUGGCUUCUUCAUCAGAACAUAGACUGCAUAGAAAGGAAGCCAAACAAUGCACAAGGUGGAGGAAUAAUCGUUAUAAAGUGCAAGGACUUUCGAAUUAUUCAGCUAGAAAUAUCUCAAAACGAAGACUUCAACAAUGUGGUGCAGUCCAUUGAGCAGCUGCUUACAAUUGAUGAACUGACAAAACGAUACCCCUUCUUUUUCCGGCCAAUGUAUCCGAUAUUGGAAGAUGGCUGGACUCUGUUCAGGCCAGAAACUGAGUUCAGUAAACUGAUACAGGGAGAGGAAUGGAGAUUAACUCACGUUAAUAGCGACUUUCAGAUUUGUCCGACUUAUCCCAAUAUUCUGUUGGUACCAAAGAAUAUUGAUGAUGAAACAAUUAUAGCUGCAGCCAAGUUUAGAGAAGGAGGUCGUUUCCCUGUGUUGAGCUACAAACAUGAAAGUGGCGGUGUUCUAAUGCGUAGCAGUCAGCCGUUGACAGGUCCAAACUCAAAAAGAUGCAAAGACGAUGAAAGACUUCUCAACUCAGUGUUAGGACCUGGUACCAGAGGAUACAUCAUUGAUACUAGGAACUCCAAUAUUGCCCAAUCUGCCAAGAACAAAGGAGGUGGUUUCGAAAUGGAAAUUUUCUAUCCGCAGUGGCGUAGAGUUGUGAAGCCCAUAGACAGACAUCAUGUCUUGUCAGAUUCUCUGUCCAAAUUGGUUGAUGCUUGCAACGAUACAACUUGUACGAUGGAUAAGUGGCUGAUUAGAAUGGACUCGAGCAAUUGGUUGACUCAUCUCAAGGACACGCUUAACUGCGCUUGUCUCGUCGCCCAGUGUCUUGAUCAGGAUAACACUUCAGUUCUGGUGCAUGGAUCGGAAGGCCUUGAUGCCACUCUACUUGUCACCUCUUUGGCGCAGAUAAUACUCAACCCUGACUGCCGUACUGUCAGAGGUUUUGAAGCCCUAAUCGAACGCGAAUGGCUACAGGCCGGUCAUCCGUUCUCAACGAGACAUGCGCAGUCAUGCUAUUCACCCCGCCGUGCCCCCAAGUCACAAGCGCCUACCUUUCUCCUGUUUUUGGACUCUGUGGCCCAGAUACAGACACAGUUUCCGUGCAGUUUUGAGUUCUCUAAUGGCUUCCUCGUAACUCUGUUCGAGAAUUCUUAUGCGUCUCAAUAUGGUACGUUUUUGGGUAACUGUGAGGCUGAUCGCCAGCGAAUUCAGUUGUCGAAACGAACGACAAGUCUGUGGUCCUAUCUGAACAGGCCCGAUAUACUGCAAACCUUUCUGAACCCCAUGUAUGAACCUAUCAACAAGGUGAUAUGGCCCACUGUUGCACCUGUCAGUCUGACGCUGUGGACAGAGCUCUUCUGUCGAUGGGUGGUUGAGCAGAGGGAACAGUCGGAGGCCUGGAAGAGUAUAGCCGCCCUCAAAGAGAAGGACAAGGAACUCCGUCUCAAGGCCAGUCGUCUCCGGAGACAGCUGAUCGAUUUAGAGAAGGAGGCUGCUAGACUGGGCGUGGCUACCACUGGAUAAGGAUGACGAUAAGGACUGGAUACGCUUCACCAAUCUAUAAUAUAAUAAAGGAAAGAACUGGCUUAUACAAGUACGGGAUAGAAAAUUCACGAAUGUCGCAUCAUCACGUCUCAACUACUCAACUGAUUAACUUGAAAUUUCGCAUAUAGAUUCUUAAUGUACCGAUGAUGGUUUAUAGACCUAUUUCUAAUUCUUCAAGAUAUUGAUACUUCCAAUGCAAUAUUAUAUUAUUAUUUAAAAUAUUGUUAAAUUGAUGUUCAUAUUAUAUCAGUAUUUUGUAUUAUUAGAGCCUGGUGCUUCUAUAAUUAUACCAAUCUUGAGGUUUAAAAAAUAUUUAUAGAGAACUAGUCUAUAUUAUACCAAUCUUGAGGUUAAAAAAAUAUUUAUAGAGAACUAGCUAGCGUCGGCUCACCAAUCUAUAAUAUAAUAAAUGAAAGAACUGGCUUAUACACGUACGGGAUAGGAAGUUCACUAAUGACGCAUCAUCACGUCUCAACUACUCAACUGAUUAACUUGAAAUUUCGCAUAUAGAUUCUCAAUGUACCAAGGAUGGUUUAUAGACCUAUUUCUAAUUCUUCAAGAUAUUGAUACUUCCAAUGCAAUAUUAUAUUAUAAAUCAUUGUAAAUAUUGUUAAAUUGAUGUCCAUAUUACAUCAGUAUUUUGUAUUAUUAGAGCCUGGUGCUUCUAUAUUAUACCAAUCUUGAG
Messenger RNA from Nilaparvata lugens (brown planthopper), 2525 nucleotides. RefSeq names its product myotubularin-related protein 9. Gene Ontology annotation, biological process: negative regulation of autophagy. The transcript has 12 exons. Bases 158 to 1819 code for a protein of 553 amino acids. Lineage: Eukaryota; Metazoa; Arthropoda; Insecta; Hemiptera; Delphacidae. The record is from RefSeq and is a predicted model, not a curated record.